AUGGAUCUCCGAGUUCGCGCGUUCCACAUGCUGAUCCUAGUGUCCGGGCUCUGCCUUCUCCAGGCUAGGGUUUGCUCCUCAAUCUUGUCUCGGUUUUCGGGUUGCAACUAAUUGAGAGGAAGAGAGCGAUAUUGCUGUGAAAUCAAGGAAAGCCACUUAUCCCGGGAACGUUUAUCUGCUUGUUUUCGUUUAGGGCGGGAGCAGCAAUUCGGUCCUCUUUCUCGAUGGUUCUGAACACAAGUACAUUCGAUCUCAUCCGGAAACCGUUGAUGAGGUGAUUUCAGUGUCAUCUGGAUUUUUUCCCUUAAUUUGCUAACUUCGAAGCAAGGUUGCCGAUAGAUAUCGGGUUUUGGAAGAUGUGAGUUGUGUAAUUACUUUUGAAAUCGUGGCCUCCUGGGCCCGAGGCUGCAAAGCUACAGAUAAUAGGUUUCAUGGAGAUCUAACUAUGCGCACAUUCUGCUCCAAAUAAACGUUCGUAUGUGUAAACUUGUUAUCAUCUUACCCUUUAUAGAAUGUGAAGAUAUUGCUUCAAAAUAAAUUCCAUAAGUCAAUUUCUUCUUUGCAGCUUUAUUGCAGCCUCAUCUGUAUGCUACUUUGCAUUGAAGUUACCGUUAUUUUUGAGAAAUCAUUGAAAUCCACUGAUCUCGAUAUGGUAGAUUAGUUAUUACCUGAUGGUUACGAACUCAUGUGAUAAGAGAUGAGUAGUCUCCCUAUCGAUAGGGAAUUAAUAGAACCUUGUUGAUGAUGUCUACAUUCCAAGUCUAGGGUCUGUUACGAAAGUUUCUUUUAGGCCAGGAAUGUAUAACCGGAAAAUGUGGGAGGGAUUAGCUUCUCUUAAUUAUCUGAUUGGAACUGUAAACAUAAACGAUAAAUGUAUCGAAUCUUUUAUUUGAUUUAAAAUUUAAACUAGAGUCACUUCUCUGAUUGCGAAGGAAGGUCUCUUGUUUAGUUCCUUCUUGCAUCACGAGGGAGUCCUGAUGUCAUCUGGGCAAAAGAAGCCAUGUCUUUGUAAAAAAAAGGUUUUUAUCUUAUAAGAUUUUCUAAUGUGGUAUUCCUGAAAUGGCGCCAUCGUUGUGAUGAUUUAGAAAUAUUUAUCAUGCCUUUUCCCUCUAUUCACUAUCGACUUCAUUUCAUGAUGAAUUGUAUUUCCAUGGUUGCCUGAAUUUGGUUGCCGAUUCUACUCUUCAGACCUAUCAAAUGGUACGCAAAUUGGAGUUAGUUCUUCUAAGAUCCACGUCUUCCAGAAAAUCUUCCUUUUACUCGUCAUCCUGUACGUUCUCUUGGGUGACAUUUUUUUAUUAUCACAGGCGAAUCCAAUGUCACCCUUGGAAGUUGCUGCCACUGUAUCAGUUUUACUUGGUGUGGCUCCUCCUGUUUCGCUUCCAGCUGAAUCUUCUCUCAAGGUUACAUACUUGGUGUCAUGCGUCUCCCAGAAGCAUCAAUAAUGAUACUGAUAUUAGUUUGACUUACUUGCUGAUGUCUUUUACUAUGCAGUUAGACAAGAUUCUUACGCCCAAUCCAUUUAGCAGGCCACGUGCUGUAGUCAUGCUGGAGGUCCAGGGAAUCGGAGGUCUCUAGCUUUGAUCAUCAAGCAUUUUCUGCAUCGUUAACUUGUCUCUUUUGUUUAUCACCUUUUUUUUUCCUUCUCACUAAUCUGCUAUAGCUUCUUAAUUUGCAGAUUUGUCGUCUGCCUUGCAUUCGAUCUUACAAGACGAUAGUGCAUUGAGUGGCAAGAUUAUUAGUUCUGGCAAUGCCCACAUUGAACUUUUUGGUAAAUUUUUGUUCUUGCAUCUAAGUUGUUGUCUGUUGCCGUCCAGUUGUUUAAAGUUGCAGUCAUCUAACCUUCCUUUUUCAACAGGAGAUGAUGAAGUGAGUCAAACUUCCAUUGAUGAGCCAAUAGAAUGUGAUUCAGCUUGUGCUGGUAGAGAAUUCAGCAAUCUUGUAAGCGUAUUCCUCAUGAUUGACCUGACUUUUUAGCCAAAAAAACUUUCUGUAAUUUGAUCUACAUCAUCCAUGCCUCAUGAUGCAGGCAAGAUGGUUAGGGGGAUCAUAUGUUGGCAGCAUGGAAUCACAAGAUGGAGAAUUGGAGUUUCCAUUGGCCAGUGGCACAAGUCUAAAUCUCCACGUUUCAAAGGUUCAUAUGAUCGUUAAUUUUUUAUUCAACUACUCUAUUCCUCAUCGUAUAAUUUUUCGUCAUGGAUAUAGCCAGCCUACGUUUCUUAGUGGAAUAAGGUCACCAGAUUUAUCAUCAGAAACCGACACUACUAUUAUGCUAUGAUAUGCGGUUUGUGUGCUCCGGUCCCGUUUUCGAUGAACAAUAGAAUCAUUUUUAUCCUCUGCCACCAUUUUUUUUUUGGUUAGGAAAUUCUACCCUCUGUGUUGCAGCUUUUGCAGAUGGUAAUACCCUUACAUAGAACUUAACCUAGGUGUUUACUUGAAUCUCACUUUCUCUUGCAGGAAGCAGAUCGAACUUUUGCUUUAAGUCUUGUUUCUCUUUUCAAUGGUGUUAAAACGGCCAUGGAAAUGCAAGAAGAUUUUGAAGCGAUCAAUCAGAGACCUGUAGACUUAUUUACAGGCUGUUUUACGGGAAUCAAGGUGAUGAUACUAAUUCGAUUGGUGCCAUUUUGAAUUUUUAUGCUUGUUUGUUUUCCUUUCAUAGCUUGUGAUCAGCAGAAGUUCAGACGUAGAGGUUAUGUUUUUAUUAGACUGGGACCGACGUUAAAGACCUAAAACAGUCGGUUUGGUGAAACAAGCCGGUGUAACAAGCUGGAUCCUCUACUAUAGUGUUAAAGGACGGGAUUCACCAUUGUUUGCCACUGCAAAAGUAAUCUCAGUCAGCAUCACAUUUUAAUUCCUCAUUGCUUGGUUAUGUCAUUUCUGCUAUUUGAUAGUUCACUAUAAUAUUUUUAGAGGACAAGUUUGGGGAAAAAGUGAGGAUGGAAAACAAAUUAGGGUGCAUGAUUUGGAAAAAAGUGCCUCGAAGAUCUCUUUUGAACACUGGAGGUUGAGAAAAGGAGAGAAGAAUUAGCAUACUCUCGAGUAAUUGAGAACAAAUGGAGUGCCAUUGUGAAAUCGUAUUCACAUAUUCGUAAUCUGACAUAGCAUCACUGGAAUGGAGUUAGCGCAUCUUAAGGUUUGCUUGUGUGAAUCUUACACUAUUGCUGGGUGCUUCUGGGACCGAAGGAAAUAGAACCGUUGUUUGAUUGAGAGACAAAGAGAAAAUAGAUUAAAUGUUUGUUUGCUAUAAUUUCUUUGUUCUUCAUAAUCACAUGUUCUUGUCUGUUACCACAUAGCACUGCACGGGUUAUUUCCUUGUGGGUUCAGCCAUUUUUAUUGUACCCAAAUCUUACUUACAGAUCUAGAGCACUUCAAACCUGUGAAAAACAUAGAAAUCCUCCAUUCUAAGGGGAGCCUUCUUCACGAGUUUGUGUCUCUUCUAUACUCUUAAUGGCGAACGAAUGGUAUGAUAAUGCCUUGUGGUGGAUCACUAUCUCUCCAAGAAGUGCUCGAUCGUGUUUGAUUAGUUUAAAUUGGAAGGAAAAUGAGAUAGGUCUUGUGAGUCGAAACUCUUGCUUGCUUAUACUUUGGUCUACUAUAAUUGAUCAUUGUUGUGUACAUCACAGGCUCUGAUUGAAUCUGGUUCUGAUGAAAUUGCCCAUCAAGGUUUGGAGCUUUUCCACAUGGCACUAGCCAGAUUAUUCGGUUCACUACAGAAAACAUACCAAGGUAGUUUGUUCUCCUGCACGCUCGUAUUCUAGCCUUUUUACUGUUUAUUUCGUAUGGUUGAAUGUUGAAAGAUAACCUGUAUUGAAGGAUAUUGAAUUAGAAGCAUAUACACAGCGAUGGGGACACCCAUGAGGCCAAGAUUAUCUCAUCAAUCAUCGUUUUAUGUAUUUAUUUAAUCUAUCAAUGGCUGAGGUCACUUGUACAGACAAAUUAUAGCAUGAAUUUUCGUCAUGAAUUUAAGCUUCUAAUCUUGAAUGUUCAUGGAUUUUUGCCCCGUAUUCUUUCCCUUCCGAUUUUAUUACUCCAAAGGGUAAAAUCUCUCUCCUGCGGCAGGGGAAGUGGUGGGAGUCAUCCUCCUGAACGAGCAGACCUCAGCUAGUAGCAUGGAGCCCAUGCUGGAUGUAAAGCUCUCGCCCCGAGCUUCUCGGUGGCUGCAGGAACGUCCAGCAGCCAACACCACCAACGCAGAAGUGCACUUGGUCAGAACGACCCUCGCUUGGAUCACCGGGAUCAUCCUCCUCCUGUCGACCCUCAUCGGGGUAAGCCCCCGGCCGGCCCACUGCAGAAGCCCUUGUGGGUUUGCUUUCCUUGGUGGGAAAUCUACUGAUCAUAUGAUGUUAUUGGCCUCCCGCAGGUCUACUACCUGCUCUACAUGCCCUUCAACAGGGACACCCUGCUCUACUCCAACGUGAAGCUCGACUGA
This is a messenger RNA of Spirodela intermedia, 4429 nucleotides long. The record is from the annotation of a GenBank genome assembly. NCBI's taxonomy places the organism in Eukaryota, Viridiplantae, Streptophyta, Magnoliopsida, Alismatales, Araceae.